This is a messenger RNA of Micropterus dolomieu (smallmouth bass), 1633 nucleotides long. RefSeq names its product afadin- and alpha-actinin-binding protein. NCBI's taxonomy places the organism in Eukaryota, Metazoa, Chordata, Actinopteri, Centrarchiformes, Centrarchidae. The coding region runs from base 153 to 1502 and encodes 449 amino acids. The record is from RefSeq and is a predicted model, not a curated record. The transcript is spliced from 12 exons.
ACUGAUGCAUUGUCACUAUAGUAAUGUUAAUGUUCAAAGAACGUAUUAUUCCCAUAAGGUAUCUGUACAUAGUGCGUUGAUCCUGUUGUGGUACAACUUUACAUUUUUGGUAGAAUGUCCCCUUGUUGCUAACAUGUGAAUAUGGCACCCAGAUGGCUUCCAGGUUUGGCCAGAGGAGAGUUACAAGAUGCCCGGAGUACUCAGAUUCUUAUCUCGUUAGGGAUCAAAGCCCUAGCCCUCUGAAUGAGCUCUCUCACUGCGCCUCCUGGUGGGCUGACAGGGAGGAGCACAAAGCGCAAGAAGACUCACUCAGGGAGCAUCUAAAAGAAAUGGAUAACCACGUGGCCAGGCUUCAGGACAUGCUGAGAUGUGAACGGGCCAAAUGCUCUCGCCUGCAGUUGCGGAGUAACCAGCAAGAGGCUGAGCUCAAGCGUCGCGAGCAGCAGAGUAACCGGCUGAAGGAGCGACUGUCACAGCUGACUGACCGACACAGAGAAAAAGGACCCUCCAUAGAGGUGUUGAACCUUCCGCCUGGAGGUCGAGGCAAAAGAGAACAGCCGAUCAAACCGCUCAGAUCUACUGCAAAACGAGAGGAGGCGACACUACGUCUGAUGCUGGAGCGCAGAGAAGCAGAGCUCCGAGAGGCGAUGAAGCUGCGCCACAGCCUCACCACUUUACUCCACGCGCUCAGAGUCGACAUGAAGCAGACUCUGUCGGAUGUGGUCGAUGUCCGUGGUGAGGCACAAACUGAAGAGAAGAGGCUGGAUGAAGCCGAGGUAGCGCUUGGUGACCAUGUAACAGGAGGUGUGGUUCAGAGCUGGAGGCAGGUGCAGCGGAGAAUGGGUGACAUCUUAUCUGAAGGCCGCACUGGUGUUGGUACUGACCACGACAAGCUCCUGGCUCAACUUGAAACUGACCUGAAGGAGAGUCAGCAGCUUGUCCGAUUGCAGCAGCAACUGCUGCAGGACAGCCUUACCUCACCUGUCCCCAUUGAACUGGCUGAUUCUUACUUUCUGGAAGAGUGGGAACGUCUUCAGGUGCGCUGGGCAGAACUUGAGCAUCAGAAGCGGACUUUUGAAAGGGAGAGGCAGUCCUUCACCGAUGCUGCCAUCCGGCUAAGCCACGAGCGCCGUGAUUUUGAGCGUCAGAAGUCCUCUCUCCUGAAGCAGCAGUAUCUGUGUGACUCGCCUCUGUUUGGUAAAGGAGCACCGACAAGCAACAACAGAAGAGAUAGCACUUCUCUCAAUUUCUCAGGUCUGGGGCCCACCAGCAUAUCUGGCUGUCUUCCCAUAACUCCAUCUUCCACCAAGUCGGAGGCAGCUGCUGUUUCUGGAUUACAUCAAGGAAGAGUCAGCGUUCAAACCCCGAGCACUCCUGAGCUCUACUCUGCUCUCAAUCUGUCAUACAACUGCAGCUUACUUGGAUUUUAUGUUCUGCCCAUUACCCCUGCCUGCCCGCCCACCCACCAGAGAAGUCGAGCCCCAGUCAGAGACAUGGGAUAGCCGAGCAGACGGGAUGGUGGACACAUCACAGGCUCCACACUUAGACUGGUCAUUUUAAUACAAUUUGGAUUGUGGUGAUUAAACUAUGUACCUUAUUUUGAAGUAAUCAAUAAAGAUGGAUUAUAUUUUUA